This is a messenger RNA of Stylonychia lemnae, 1002 nucleotides long. NCBI's taxonomy places the organism in Eukaryota, Ciliophora, Spirotrichea, Sporadotrichida, Oxytrichidae. The record is from the annotation of a GenBank genome assembly.
AUGGGGAAAAUGGCUAAGCUGCUCACAUUUGAGCAGGUAACAUAGGGUGGAAAAUAUCCUAUGAUUUUGGAAAGGACUAUUCUCCAAAGAGUACCUGAAGGAAAAGAAAUAGACCCAACUGAAUAUGAACAUCUACUAUUAGACGGAGUCACCGUUCCCGAUAUAUUUGAGCAUGACAGAGAGUUUUUAGAAUAGUUCAUAAAUGUUACUUCUAUCUCAUUCAACUCCUGUUGCUUGAAAAGUUUGACUUAAUUUCCAAAGCUAGAUAAAGUUAUUAAAAUUGAAUUGCAAGACAAUAAAAUCCAAAAAGGUUUGGAGAUCUUAAUUGAAAGAUGCCCAAAUGUUGAAAUUUUGAAGCUUGGAAAUAAUUAGAUUAAUUCAUUGAAAGAAGUAUAGAAAUUAGGACCUUUAAGAAAUUUGAGACACUUAGACUUAAUUGGAAAUCCAUUAUGUGAAAUUAUUAACUACACAGACAAAAUAUUUUAGGUUUUACCUGAUUUGCAUAACUUAGAUGGCCAAGAUUAAGAAGGAAAUGAAGUGAUCACUGAUGAAGAAGAUAUUAACGAGGAGAACGAUUUAGAUGACUAUGGAGAUGAAUAAGAUAUGAUAGCUGACGGUGUGCUGCAAGAUUAGAAUGAUUAAGACAGCGGAAGUAAUGGAGAAGACGACCAAGAUGAAAAGGAUGGCGAUGAUGAGGAGGAAGAUAAUGAUAGCUAUGAAGAUUAAAAAAGUAGUGAAGAGUCAGAUCCAGGUGAUGAAGGCACUGAGGAUGAAGAGGAAGUUACGAGAAUAUAAAAACUCAACUAAAGAGAUAGUUAAGAAGAGCGAUUAGAGCAAGAAUAAAAAUUAACAUACAAAAAAAUGAAAAUGCUUGAAUAUUCAUCAGGAAGUGAUUAAGAUGAUGGCGAGCAUAGUGAAAUUAUUAAUCUCGGAAAAAGAAAAGCAAGAGCCCUAAAGAGUUGUUUUCCAUUGGAUAAAAGACUCUGCACUGAUGACUUUUGA